Messenger RNA from Hemisphaericaspora subhashii, 222 nucleotides. RefSeq lists its product as uncharacterized. Bases 1 to 222 code for a protein of 73 amino acids. The record is from RefSeq and is a predicted model, not a curated record. The transcript has 2 exons. Lineage: Eukaryota; Fungi; Ascomycota; Pichiomycetes; Serinales; Debaryomycetaceae.
AUGAGAUUAAGAAGUACCACACUCGUCGUCAUGGAACAAAAGAGUCAAGCUAAUAUUGCAGAUACAUAUAAGCAGCUCAACGAAGCAGAGAAGCAAGCAACAAACUUAGAGAAAAUGUUGGAUGAAUUCGAAGCUAAGCUUGAAGCUAUUCUUCAAGAAGCAGAACAUAUCAAUGAUCCACCAGCAGAGGAUGCAGCAAAGGUCAACGGUAAAGGUAACUAA